AUGUCAGGCUACGGCUACCCUUCCGGAUACCCUUCCGGGUACGUCCCGGGCUACGGUUAUUCCAACCUCUACGACUCCACUCCAUCCCGCUCAGGCAUGUCCGGCUCGCUCCUCAACGAAGGUAUGUAUCCACACACCGCUGGCUACCCCUCUGAGUCCGCUCGCCGUCCCUCUACUGCCUAUGGCCCCACCCGCGACCGCUCGCCUUCAAUGGCCUACGGAACUCUUCCUGAUCGUCGUCCGUCGUACUUCGACAGGGCGCAGCCGAACAGAGAUCCGUAUGGGUACACUCCGCAGCCUGCCGCUCGACUCCCCUCCAUCUACUCCGAACGCUCUUCUGGAGCUCGCUACACCGAUUGCCAGUCUGACGGGAGCUCGGUCCCCUACGGUGGCAGUUACGGAGGAAGCAGCUAUCCAAGCACCCGUCCGACUACCGCCACUGGGUACUCUGGCUACAGCGGAACAGCGGAUCCGGCUUAG
Zymoseptoria tritici IPO323 is the source of this 480-nucleotide messenger RNA. RefSeq lists its product as uncharacterized. The record is from RefSeq and is a predicted model, not a curated record. The coding region runs from base 1 to 480 and encodes 159 amino acids. The transcript has a single exon. NCBI's taxonomy places the organism in Eukaryota, Fungi, Ascomycota, Dothideomycetes, Mycosphaerellales, Mycosphaerellaceae.